Messenger RNA from Boleophthalmus pectinirostris (great blue-spotted mudskipper), 3891 nucleotides. Its product is annotated as neuronal cell adhesion molecule-like. The record is from RefSeq and is a predicted model, not a curated record. Gene Ontology annotation, molecular function: cell-cell adhesion mediator activity. Gene Ontology annotation, biological process: brain development; cell-cell adhesion. The transcript is spliced from 27 exons. The coding region runs from base 218 to 3757 and encodes 1179 amino acids. Lineage: Eukaryota; Metazoa; Chordata; Actinopteri; Gobiiformes; Gobiidae.
CCGCGUAAACAAACCCUGCAGACGGUUUCAUUCUUCCUCUGGAGACCGAAGAUCGCGCUUCGUGCAGGGCAUCACCAAGAGACAACACAAGAUCAAAGAGAAUCAGAACAGAGAAGUGACUGCUGGGACAGGGGUUUUUCGGGUGUGGGUGUGCAUGUGACUGAGAGGAGACGGGGCUUGGCUGUUUUUGGGUGCGGGACCAUUGCGUCGCACACUGAUGAUGGAGGAGAGGAGGAUGGUCACCACGCUGCUCCUGCUCGUCCUGGGGCAGAUAACCACUGCACUGGAAGUCCCACUAGACCUGUCGCAACCACCGACCAUAACUCACCAGUCCCCUAAGGAUUACAUCAUCGACCCGAGAGAGAACAUUAUAAUCCACUGUGAGGCCAAAGGAAAACCGCAUCCCAGCUUCUCCUGGACCAGAGAUGGGACCCACUUUGACAUUGAUCAGUUUCCAAACGUGAACAUGAGGCCACGCUCCGGGACACUGGUGGUGGACAUCAGUCAUGAGAAGGCAGAGCAUUAUGAGGGCACCUACCAAUGUACAGCACGCAACGACCACGGGACCGCUAUAUCCCACAACAUAGUAGUACGACAGUCCAGAUCACCCUUGUGGUCAAAGGAGAAAAUUAAACCAAUCGUGGUUCAGGAAGGCGUGCCUUUGGUGUUGCCGUGCCGACCCCCAGCUGGUUUACCUCCACCCAUUAUUUUCUGGAUGGAUAACAACUUCCAGCGGCUGCCCCAGAGCCGGAGGGUGUCCCAGUCUCUGAACGGAGACCUGUACUUCUCCAACGUGCUUCGUACUGACUCCAGGAACGACUACAUCUGCUACGCCCGUUUCCCCCACACCCAGACCAUCCAGCAGAAACAGCCCAUCACCGUCAAAGUCCUCAACCUGGAUGCAAUCAAUGACACAGUGGCAGCUUUUUACAAUGACACUGAUUUAUUUAGUGAGGAGCCAGCAGAUAAGCGACGGCCAACCUUCCUCACCCCAUCUGGUCCGUCCAGCUCUAAGAUGGUGCUGAGGGGCCAGGUGCUGGAGAUGGAGUGCAUCGCUGAAGGCUUGCCAACCCCUGAAAUCUCCUGGACCAAAGUGAGUGGAGAGCUGCCAGGAGAGCGCACAUCCUUCCUGCACUACCAGAAAACGCUGCGUAUCGUGAAUGUGUCCGAAGCAGACGCCGGGGAAUACCGCUGUGAAGCCAGGAACCCACUCGGCUCAGUGCACCAUACCAUCCAUGUAACAGUCAAAGCUGCUCCAUACUGGAUCAGCGGAGCUCCCAAGAACCUUAUCCUGGCCCCAGGGGAGAAUGGGGCUCUGACCUGCCGGGCCAGUGGCACCCCCAAACCCUCCAUCAGCUGGGCUAUGAAUGGGGUCCCCAUAGAGAACUCACCGAGCGAUAUGAGUAGAAAAGUGGACGAUGACACUAUCAUUUUCACCAAUGUCCAGACAGGCUCAAAAGCUGUGUAUCAGUGCAAUGUUUCAAAUGAAUACGGCUACCUCCUUUCCAAUGCCUUCGUCAAUGUGCUCUCGGAGCCGCCCAGAGUGCUGACGCCAGCCCACCAAGUUUACCAAGUCAUCAGAAACCACCAUGCCCUGUUAGACUGCAGUUCUUUUGGCUCGCCCAUCCCUGAAAUUACAUGGUUCAAAGAUAGUCGAGCCAGCACCCUCAAUUCAGACCCUUAUAAAGUAUACGACAAUGGCACUUUGGAAAUACAAGGAGUUCAGACAAAACAUAGUGGCAAAUACACCUGUGUGGCUACAAACAUGCUUGGGAUCUCAGAAAAUCACGUCUAUCUGGAGGUUAAAGAACCGACGCGAAUCCUCAAACAGCCUGAGUACAGAGUGGUGCAGAGGGGCAGAGCAGCAGUGUUUGCGUGUAAAGUCAAACACGACCCGACCCUCACCCCAACCAUGACGUGGCUCAAAGACGAUGAUGAGCUUCCUGAUGAUGACAGGCUGAUUGUGGACUCAGAUAGUCUGACCAUCACUGACGUAAACGACAAUGACGCUGGAGUCUACACCUGCAUCAUGAACACCAGUCUGGACCACGACUCAGCCAGUGCUGUAAUGUCUCUUUCAGAGUCCCCUGACCCUCCAACUGACCUCGAACUGACUGACCCAAAAAAGAGGAGUGUCCAUCUUACGUGGACACCUGGAAAUGAAAACAACAGCCCUAUUGAGAAGUUCAUUAUCCAGUACGAGGACUCCCUGCACCACAAAGGCCACUGGCACAAUCUGACCGAGGUCUCUGGGAUGAAGACCACAGCUCACCUGAAGCUCUCUCCACAUGGUCACUACAUCUUCAGAGUCUUGGCCCUGAAUGGAGUGGGACUGAGUCAGCCCAGCCUCCCGUCACGCAUGUACAAGACUGAACCUGCAGCUCCAGAUGAAAAUCCAACUGAUGUUCAUGGACAAGGCACUGAACAUGACAAUCUGGUGAUAUCAUGGAAGCCACUCACACCCACCCAGGCGAAUGGUCCUGGGCUGAAAUAUAGGGUCAGUUGGAGGCAAAAGGGAGUGCACAAUGACUGGGUGACUGCAACUGUUCACAAUGCCUCCAAGUUUGUGGUCUCUGGAACGCCUACAUUCGUCCCUUACGAGCUGAAAGUCCAGGCUGUGAAUGACCAUGGCGCAGGACCGCAGCCCGCCAUUUCCCACGGAUACUCAGGAGAAGACUUGCCUUUAGCUGCUCCAGACAACGUUCAGGUCCAGGUGAUCAGCAGCACUCAGGCAGCAGUGCACUGGGAGGCCGUGCCUACGAGACUACUGCGUGGACAUCUCAAGGGCUACAGGGUGUACUACUGGAGAGAGCAGAGUCUCCACAAACACAGCCAUCACCACACAGAGAAACAGGUCCUGACGUUCAGCGGGAAUCAUACUCACGGCAAACUGCCUGGCCUGCACCCCUUCAGCCAGUAUGCCCUUCACAUUCGAGCGUUCAACGGCAAAGGGGAGGGUCCACCCAGCUCCAUCCAGAUGUUUGAGACCCCUGAAGGAGUUCCGGAUGCACCCUCUUCUCUUGCCGUCACUGAUUCAAACGUUGACUCUCUGACUCUUGAGUGGAGUCCUCCUCACGGCCACAAUGGACACAUCAUUGGCUACACUCUCAAGUAUCAACCUGUCAAUAACACCCAUGAGCUGGGCCCGCUGGAGGAGCUGGCCUUACCUCCCAAUGAGACCUCCGUCACUUUGCUCAACCUCAAGUACAGCACGCGUUACAAGUUUUAUUUGAACGCAAAAACAAUGGUGGGAGCAGGCCCUGCCAUCUCUCAGGAAGCAGUCACCAUCAUGGAUAAAGCGGUUGCUAGUCGACAGGUGGAUAUUGCCACUCAGGGCUGGUUCAUUGGUCUCAUGUGCGCCAUCGCCCUCCUCAUCCUCAUCCUGCUCAUUAUCUGCUUCAUCCAGAGGAAUAAAGGAGGCAAAUACCCCGUUAAAGAAAAGGAGGAUGCACACACUGACCCAGAGUUCCAGCCCAUGAAAGAAGAGGACUGUACUUUUGGUGAAUACAGUGACAAUGAGGACCAUAAACCGCUAAAGGGGAGCCGCUCGCCUUCUAACGGGACAGUUAAGAGAGAAGACAGUGAUGACAGUUUAGUAGACUACGGGGAAGGAGGAGAUGGACAGUUCAACGAGGACGGCUCCUUUAUCGGCCAGUAUAGUGGAAAGAGUGGCAGCAGGGACAAUCCCGACGGCCCAGAGAGCUCAGAGGCACCCUCCCCUGUUAAGGCCAUGAACUCAUUGAACUCUUUUGUGUAGAUGACUAUGCUCUACAAACACGUUUCUAGUGGACUCUGCACUGACUGGACAAGUUCACUGUCUCACAGCUGUCUAUUUUUGCAUGCAUGCCAUCAGUGCCGCACUUAAAAACACAUUUGUUUUGGCUUAUAACA